Acanthoscelides obtectus is the source of this 1700-nucleotide messenger RNA. The record is from the annotation of a GenBank genome assembly. NCBI's taxonomy places the organism in Eukaryota, Metazoa, Arthropoda, Insecta, Coleoptera, Chrysomelidae.
GUGCGUGUCAUGCUGGGGCUACAUUAGCGGGCUAAGGCGAAUAUUCGGGCUACGGCGAUGUGUGUGGCCGGGUUCAUCGUUACAACGCGGUGUAUUCGGGCGAAGACGAUGUAACAUCGGGUCGCUGUCGGUAAACUAGCACGCAUGAAAGGGACUUAUCGCGACAAUAUUCGCAUGUCUGGCUACACCUGCGUUACUUCAGGGUCGUCCAGACUUUGAAGCGAGACGGACGUGCGUGUGUUUUGCAGAGAUAACAUAUAUUUGGCCUAGGUGUUUUGUACACUGUACGAUGGAGUGGAAUAACGAAAAAGUGUUGGAGUUCAUUCAGUUUUAUGAAACAGAAAAUAUUAUAUGGAAUCCUAGUAACCCAGACCACAAAAAGAAGCAUUUGGUACAUGAUGCGUGGACGAGAAUUCAAAAUAGGCUCAGUUGGCCUACCACAAUAGAAGAAAUGAAGAGGAAAAAAGAUUCUUUGAUGUCGUACUACAGAGCUCAUCUCAAUAAAAUAAAGAAAUCAAUGAGGUCAGGCGCUGGCACCGACGACAUAUAUCAAACAAAUUGGUUCGCCUUUUCGUCUAUGAACAGUUUUCUUCAGCCAAUAUAUGAUUGUCGCCGGACUAUCGAUACACAGAAUGAAAGUGUACGGGAAGAGCAUGCAGAACGUGACGAUGAACAUGAAGGGAUUACAGUUAGUCGUAGUGAAGAAGACUCAACUCCAACUCCUCCGAUUAAUUCAAACAUAACAAAUAAGCGAGCGAAAAUUGAUUUUCCUUCAGAAAUAUUACAUGCAAAGAGACAAAUGCAAGAGGCAUUUGAGCACGUGAAAGGCAGUGUCAACGACGAAUAUGAAAUGUUUGGGAAACUGAUUGCUGCUAAAAUAAGAAAACUUAAAAACCCAAAUACCAGAGACAUUCUUAUGAAUGAUAUCCAUAGCAUGGUUAUAAACGCAGGCAUGAUAGAUCGGGUUCACCCAACUCAUCCAUAUCGCUCCCAAAUCCAUUCAUCGUUACAUCAGAAUCAAACCUACCGGUCCCCGACUCAUCCAUCACCAUCUUAGUUACCAAAGAACCACACAUAUCACUCUUCAAAUCAAUCAUCACCAUCUCCAUCACCACCGACCCAAACGUACCAGUCUCCGAUCCAUCCAUCGCCAUCGCAGAACCAAACCAUGCUAUCUCAGAAAACAUCACAAUUCGUUAUAUCGGAGACUGGUGAUAUAGUAUUCAUAUGAAAAUGUAGUAGUUUUGUAGUUUUUUUUAUGGAUGGUAUACGUUUUUUUUAAUAGGAAUGAGAAUAGAAAAAUGUUUAUUUUGUUAUUAAUAAUCGAAAAGAAAAACUCCAUAAAGGUACAUGUUGCUUAGACUAUAGGCACUUAGUGAAAUAAACUGAACUAUGAGUAAAAUAUUGUAUUUUUCUUACCAUAACUUCGUCUUGCAAAACGAUCAAAAUACUUGCACACACUUCAUGUACUAUUUUGGAAAUGAGUUGAUGAGAUAUUUUGAAAAGAUAAUGAAGGCUUCGAAAAUCAUCUCCUGUCGCCAGAUAACGUAGUGUUAUUGCCAAUCGCACUUUUGCAGGAAUUGCUUUUCUGAAUUUUGUAUCUUUUUUGGUGAUUAGUGGUGCGAGCUUUUGUAGUAGUAUUUCAAAGUCAGAUGUCGACAUACGUAAAAAUCCAGGGAAUUCUAUACCGGACUCUGCGG